AUGGCAGAUCGCCGUAAGCAACAAAAUUUUCAGGCCCUUCCUCAGUAUUUGACAGAGGAAAUGUGGUCCAGCUUCUCCCGUCAAAGCCAGGAAAAGAGCCGAUCCAUGCUUCUCCAACACAGUUGGAAUUUAGGAAUGAGAUGUCCAUUCGAAGGUUCGUUUGCCAUCAUCUACAACAUCCUUCACCUGACGUCUUCUCAGCACGGACGAGCGAUCUCACCCUUUGGCAAGUAUCAAGGAAUUCAGCAGGUAAAGAAGGAGUGGAAAAACUACAAAGUGGCAAAGCGACAUGAGGACUUCAAGUAUGCGGAGUACUUGGAGGUGCUUCCACAGGACGUGCAGCAUCUUCCAGCGGAAUAUUAUUUGAUUGCGUUUCAGCAUGACCUUCCUGAGCCUCAGACACAGUCUGACAUGUUGGUUGCGACGACGCAGCCGGCAGCAGUUGAGCCUGAGGAGUUGCCUCCUGCCGGCGAGGACCGUGUGGAUGCUGAGAACCUAGAGAACACCGUCCCUGUGCCUUUGGAUGAAGGAUUGCACAGGUUGCAAGGAAGCUUCGGAAAGGCUAAGGCAAAGGCUGCAUCGAAGAAAGCAGCAGCUGCACCCAAGAGCAGUAGCAAGCCAUCGAAACGAUGCGCGAAGAAAGGCACAGCCAAGAGCAAGGUUUCCAAGCCGGGCAAGGUCAAGAAACCACAGCCCAAGGAACCCAAGAUGACCCGAGAAUGCGUUUACAGCCGGGCCUACCACCAAGCUGCCAGCAAGUACAGAAAGCAGGGCAUGACCGAGACUCAGGUCAAAGAGAAGUCGAAGGCAGCGGGGCAGCGGGCCUUGAAGCAAGUGUUUCCUGAGUAG
Messenger RNA from Cladocopium goreaui, 849 nucleotides. The record is from the annotation of a GenBank genome assembly. NCBI's taxonomy places the organism in Eukaryota, Dinophyceae, Suessiales, Symbiodiniaceae.